Messenger RNA from Pogona vitticeps (central bearded dragon), 4658 nucleotides. The record is from RefSeq and is a predicted model, not a curated record. Lineage: Eukaryota; Metazoa; Chordata; Lepidosauria; Squamata; Agamidae.
CUUCGGCCCUUCGGGGCGGAAAAAGCCGCCGCGAGGCCUAGGCGGGCGCCCGAAGCCCCGGGCUCGCGUAGGCGGCUCCCCCGGGGAAGAGGGGCGCUCCGCGGGGGGAAGGGACGCCGGAGGCGAAAUUGACCAAGACAGGUGAACCUGGUCCAAAAUGGGAGAGCCGUGUCCUCACCUGGAUUGCAUAGGUGAGAUCACAAAGGAGGAUCUGCUUCUCAAAUCCAAGGGAACAUGCCAGUCGUGCGGUGCAGCAGGACCCAAUUUGUGGGCCUGCCUCCAGGUCGGUUGCCCUUAUGUGGGUUGUGGGGAGUCCUUCGCCGAUCACAGCACCCUCCAUGCACAGGCAAAGAAGCACAACUUGACGGUGAAUCUGACAACCUUCCGGGUGUGGUGCUACGCCUGCGAAAAGGAGGUUUUCUUGGACCAGCGGCUGGCCUCGCAUACGCCGGCGCCGCCUUCCAAAUAUGUAGAACAGGACUCCCCUCCUCCCAUCCAUCCUGUCAAAGCGGUUCCCAUCGCGGUGGCCGACGAAGGCGAGUCGGAGUCGGAAGAUGAUGACCUGAAACCAAGAGGCCUUACUGGAAUGAAAAAUCUUGGGAAUUCUUGUUACAUGAAUGCAGCUCUCCAGGCCCUUUCCAAUUGCCCCCCACUGACCCAGUUCUUCCUUGAGUGCAGCGGGCUCGUGCGAACGGACAAGAAGCCGGCGCUCUGCAAAAGUUACCAGAAGCUGAUCUCUGAAGUCUGGCAUAAGAAACGGCCCAGCUAUGUCGUCCCCAGCAGCCUCUCUCAUGGAAUCAAGCUGGUGAACCCCAUGUUCCGAGGGUAUGCACAGCAGGACACGCAGGAAUUCCUGCGCUGCCUGAUGGACCAGCUUCACGAAGAGCUGAAGGAGCCAGUGGUGGCCGAAGCGCGGGACUCGGACUCCAGCGACACAGACGACAAAAGGGAGGGCGACCGGAGCCCCUCUGAGGACGAGUUCCUCUCCUGUGACUCCAACAGCGACCGGGGCGAAGGGGACGGGCAGAGCAAAACGGGGGGCUCCCUGGUGGAGGCGGAGAUGCUGAUCCAGGACGAGGCCGGGCGCGGGAUUUCAGAGAAGGAGAGGAUGAAGGACCGGAAGUUCUCCUGCAGCCACCGGCGGAGCAACUCGGAGCAAGCGGACGAGGACGCCGACGUCGAUACCUCGGUGAUGGCGGGCGACAGCCGGGCUUCCCCGGAGGGGCUCCCUCCUUCCACGCCCCAGGCGUCCAGUCCCUCCCGGAACCCAGAGCCUGACAACGACGCCUACUCCCGCUGCUCCUCCCGGCCUUGCAGCCCGGUUCACCACGACGCGCACCCCAAGCUUUCCAGCAGCCCGCCGCGAUCCAGCCCGGUCCGGUUGGGGCCCUCCUACGUCCUGAAGAAGGCUCAGAUGUUGGCUUCCGGGAAGAAGAGGAAGGAGGUCCGUUACCGCAGCGUCAUCUCCGAUAUCUUUGACGGCUCCAUCCUUAGCCUCGUGCAAUGCCUGACCUGCGACCGGGUGUCCACCACCGGCGAGACGUUCCAGGACUUAUCGCUCCCCAUCCCCGGGAAGGAAGACCUGGCCAAACUCCACUCGGCCAUCUACCAGUACAUGCCGGCCAAGGCGGGGCCCUGCGGAGACAACUAUGCCGCCUCGCAGGGCUGGAUCGCCUUCAUCAUGGACUACAUCCGGAGGCUUCUGGUGUCCUGCAUCCCCAGCUGGUUUUGGGGGCCCGUGGGCACCCUCGGGGACUGCCUCUUUGCUGCCGACGAGCUGAAAGGUGACAACAUGUACAGCUGUGAGCGAUGUAAAAAGUUGCGGAAUGGGGUCAAAUACUGCAAAGUCCUCCGACUCCCCGAGAUUUUGUGCAUCCACCUGAAGCGCUUCCGCCACGAGGUGAUGUACUCCUUCAAAAUCAACAGCCACGUCUCCUUCCCGCUCGAAGGCCUGGACCUCCGGCCAUUCCUGGCCAAGGAGAGCGUCUCCCAGAUUACCACCUACGACCUCUUGUCUGUCAUCUGCCACCACGGCACAGCGGGCAGUGGCCACUACAUUGCCUACUGCCAGAACGUGAUCAAUGGCCAGUGGUACGAAUUUGAUGACCAAUACGUCACGGAGGUACACGAGACGGUGGUCCAGAACGCAGAGGCCUACGUUCUGUUCUACAGGAAGAGCAGCGAGGAGUCUGUGCGGGAGCGUCAGAAGGUGGUCUCGUUGGCCACCAUGAAGGAGCUGGGCUUACUCCAGUUCUACAUCUCCCGGGAAUGGCUGAACAAGUUCAACACCUUCACCGAGCCCGGGCCCAUCACCAACCACACCUUCCUGUGCCCCCACGGAGGCAUCCCUCCGAAUAAGUACCAUUAUAUUGAUGAUCUCGUGGUGAUCCUUCCUCAGAACGUGUGGGAGUACCUCUACAACAGGUUCGGUGGUGGCCCAGCUGUGAACCACCUGUAUGUGUGUUCAGUGUGCCAGGUGGAGAUCGAAGCCCUGGCUAAGCGGAGGAAGGCGGAAAUCGACACUUUCAUCAAGCUGAACAAAGCGUUCCAGGCGGAAGAAUCCCCCGGCGUCAUCUACUGCAUAAGCAUGCAGUGGUUCCGGGAAUGGGAAUCCUUUGUCAAAGGCAAGGAUAACGAACCGCCCGGACCCAUCGACAACAGCAAGAUCGCUCUGGCCAAAGGAAGCGGCCACAUCCAGGUCAAGCCAGGAGCGGACUACGGGCAGAUUUCAGAGGAGACGUGGACGUACCUGAGCACGCUUUACAGCGGAGGCCCCGAGAUCGCCAUCCGGCAGAACGUGGCCCAGGUGCCGGAAGUCGAGAGUCUGCACGGGGAGCAGAAGAUAGAGGCGGAAACCCGGGCUGCCUAAGGUUGGGACGUCGCUUCCCUGCGGAGGGGCAGACAGUUCUGCACCUUCAGAGUCCAGACACUCGUUCUCUUGUAUUUAUGGAACUCGGAACCUACCAAGCAACCGCCGCCAACCCUGCCUUGCCCGCAGUGAGUAACAUAGCCAACCCGUGUGAAUUUCAGCGCCCGGCCUCCUCGUGGUUUGCUCGCAGGCGAGAGAGCAGCCCCGCGGACCCGAUUUUGCCUAGAGGUUCACAAUUCCAACUGUGGAAAGAAGGACCCCUUUUACACAAAGGCCAGUUUAGUGUUCGAUUCCCCCCUCCCCACAAAUACUCCUGCGCAGCCUUCAAAGAGCUUCUGGAUUUCCUUUCAACGCGGCUUGGAACAGCGUUGGGCGGCCCGUUUACCCCUUGGAGCUGGUUUCGCAUCCGGGUCCUCCCUGCAUAGAUCCUCCGGCCACGACUUGAUGUCGGCUCUUCAGGCACCAGCUGGCGGCCUGCGGUGGUAUCGUAAUUUUAUUUCCCCCCCGGCCUCGUUUUUGUCUUAUUUCGUCGUAAAUGUAGCCGUUCUGCUGGAGCCGACCCAGAAGAAAAGUGGGGUGUUUUGGGGGGGGGCACAGAGUCUGGAAGGCAAGCCCCCUUCCAUCCUUUUUAUUUUCUGUUGCACAGAAAUGGAUUUUGCUUCCCUUCUUCUGAUGGGAGAUGAGUUAUCGGAACGCCAGAUUUAUCCAGUAAUUAACUAUUUAUUUAUGUAUUUACUUGCAAGGCUCGAACCGCCCCCACCCCUUUAUCCCCUUUAUUGUAUUCAAGACAGCUUCUCCCACACCCCACGGACACCCCACAACUCUUAGCGAACCAGACACAGCUGGGCGGUGUGGCCACCCCACGGACUUUGGCUGCCCGGAGAAAGCAGAUACCCCUAAAUAAGCCCUUUUGCAGUGCCAUCAUCUCACGCAGGGUGAUCCAGUGCACCCCAGAAGCCCAACAAGCUAGAGGUCCAGGAACCCCCACUGAAGUCGGACCUGUGGUUUGGUUCAGCCUGAGCCCCUCCCCUUCCGUGGUAGACGCGCCGGUCUUGCAGCCCCCCCAGUCUACGGGAUGUGGCAGAUUCUCGGGGGAAAUUCCUCCCGCCCCACUAUCCCAGGGAAUAGAUCCAUUUAUCCACAGGACUCAUUUAUUGAACGCAACUCUGAAUUUGGACGGGACGCCCGGUUACAGAGACACUUGAGGGAAGAGAAUAUAAGAUUUCCACUGUCUCUGUGGUGCAAUUGACACAACGUGGCACUCUUCUACACACACACAACACUCCUUCAAGCCUCGCUGAAGGCUUCGUGGAUUCAGCGCCAUCGCACUCCGGCCAGCUAGUGUUCCUUGGGGGGUUCGGUGGCAGAGACCGAGAUCUGUAACGAAAAUUCGGCAUCCGGAGAUUUGUGUGUUUGCGGGGUGCAAAAGAGUCUGCUGCGAAUCCGUGGUUCUCCUUUCCAAAAGCAAACGAAGACAGAGCGCGCUCUCUCUUAGAUGUUUCUCCGUGUUUCUGUGUUUUCCCCGUGGGUGGUUACACCUACCAGACCCUCUUCCAAGCGAAGGGACCACUUGAUUCGUGAACGUCCCAUGAUUCGUGACACACCCAGUAGCACUUCCUAUAUCUUGCUGUGGGACUUCCGGGGGAUCCCUCUGUCACCGUGGUCGUGCUCUCCGUGUGCGUUUUCCAGAGAGGGAGCGCUCGAGACGGUUCCCAACCGGCGCGCCGCGUUUUCGUCCUCCUGUGCUAAGAACGUGAGCCAAUAAAACUUGCUUGCAGAGUCCGUGAAA